Larimichthys crocea (large yellow croaker) is the source of this 2864-nucleotide messenger RNA. Its product is annotated as zinc finger protein 696. The transcript has 4 exons. The record is from RefSeq and is a predicted model, not a curated record. Gene Ontology annotation, cellular component: nucleus. Bases 467 to 2134 code for a protein of 555 amino acids. Lineage: Eukaryota; Metazoa; Chordata; Actinopteri; Sciaenidae. Gene Ontology annotation, biological process: regulation of gene expression.
CCCGUACUUUAAAGCACGGAAGUGCCGUUGUUUACGGAAUCAGGAGGAAGUGAUGAUAGCUCCACGGAGCUAAGCGAUUAAUUUACUCUGGCUACAAAAACAAUGCCGCGCUGAACAGAUGGACAACUGUAUGCACUUAAAAUAUGUUUUACACAUGUGUGUUUCCGCUAGGAGCUUGUGACGUGGUUGGAGUGAGUGACGUUAACUCUGACUCACAACUAGCGAUGCUAGCUAGUUAGCUGACGUUGACACAGUGUUGUUGGUUUAUCAUCAUGCUCGGUGUGGUGGACGUCAGUGGACGGUAGACCAGCUCAUAUACGUGCACGACCUGUUUAACGCUGCCCACACCGAGUCUAACAAAGUGGCACAUCCAGUUUAAAGAGAGAGCGUGUCAGGUCAAAGCUGCCUUUUCUUCACUUCACUGACUGUUGUCGCAAUUUUUUUUUUUUGUUUUGUUGAGGGGGGCAUGAUGGCAGAGACUAUAGUAACUUUUCAGUCCCAACUCUCCGGCGUCAUGGAAACGGUUUUCAAAGCUGCCAUGUACGAGAUCACCAGGCUGGUGGAGGACAGUUUUCUGGAGGAGGUGACGCGGUGCAGGGAGCAGGUCGAGUCCCUGAAGAGGCGGCUCAAGUGGUCGGAAAGCCGGCGUAAGGAUAGAGAGGGAGACCGGAGAGAGAGGUGUGUGGAGUGUGGAAAAGUCGGGGUGUCCAGUGCGGAGGAUCCCAGAGCGACAGAGAAAAAUCUGAAACAGGAAAGUGCGCUGCAAGAAGAGAGAAACAGCUCCCAGUGCACUGAUGCAGAGACACCUACUCAUGAAGAGGCAGAGGGCCACAGUACCAUGACUGCACCACAGUCUCCAGGUGUCCAGUGUGAAAAGCUGGACAGACUGCUCAAGGAGGAAGGUCUUCGGAUCACGCCAGAAACUAAUGAGUCCCAAGAGAGAUGGGGAGUCAGUUUGGAGGAACCGGAGGCAUCAGGUCUGCCGGGGCCCAGUAAGCGUUACAGUGACCAGAAGAUCCCAAAGUGCAACGUGAACUGGGAUGUUGGCUUUGACCAGAGGCCAGAAUCAGCCCAAGAUGGACAUUCAGGUGACCCAUCUGAACAGCUUUUCCAGAGCAGGUAUGGUAUGGAAGAGUUGGGUGGCUUUGACAAACCUGGCUAUGGAGACGGCAGUAUGAUAGACAUGCCUAACUUGGAUGGGUUACAAGGAUCACCAUCCCACCUGGGUGAGGAUUUGAGUUACAUGGGACACUAUGAGGGGGAUGUGGAAGCACCAGAAGGAGCUGAACAUCAAGCUUACCAAGCAGGCACUCCACGGAAUAGAAGAGGCACGGUUGGUUCACCUGCAGGCUCACCCUCAAGGACUAACAUUGAUGUAAGUGGAGAGUUCAGCUGUUUACUGAUCAAUGAAGAAGGGUAUCUGCAGGACCAGAGUAUCUUGUACCCUGAACAUGUGUCUGGUGAAUCAGGUGGCAGGUUAAACCUCCGGAGCCAGGGCGUUCGCAUUGACACAACUUCAGAUGGCACAGCAAACAUGUAUGGGCCAUCAGAUGCAUACAGUGACACCUUAAACCUGGGUGAGAGGUUGCAACAUCAGGUAGGAGGGCGAGGAGGGAGGAGACAAACCUGCAACCAGUGCUCCAUGUCCUUUCCAGACUCUGCCUCAUUGAAGGCCCAUAAGCAGACGCACAAAGGCACCGGACAGGUGCCACCAUACUCCUGCAACCAGUGCGGAAAGACCUUCACUCAAGCCUGUAACCUCAAAGUCCAUCAGAGGAUUCACUCGGGGCAAGGGCUCCACCUCUGCAGCCACUGCGGCAAAGGUUUCUCUUCUUUCUCUGACUUAAAGACACACAAGUGCGGCCAAACGGGUGACAAACCUUACUGCUGCACUGUAUGCGGGAACAAGUUCAGUCGUCUCUGGAAUCUGAAGUUGCACCGGAGAAUUCACACCCAGGAAAAACCUCAUCGGUGCACAAUGUGUGAUAAGAGUUUUACACGGGCAGACAUACUGAAGGUUCACCAGCGUACCCACACGGGUGAACGACCAUACUGCUGCACCGUCUGUGGCCUCAGCUUCAAGCGCCUGGACCAUCUCAAAUCACAUCAACGCAAACACAUGACAGAUUUAUAAAACUAGGGAAGUUUUGUGAGGGAACAUCAGAGAAUUUGUUGUAUUAAGAGAUUUAAAAAUAAUGCUUUUAUUUCUGAGCCAUUUAUCAGUUAAAGUCAUGUUUUUUUUUUCCUUCUCUUCAAUUCCAACUUCUUUGUUUUCUUUUUUUUCCAAAAAUGUUUUGUUGGUAUGAAAAUCACAGGACAAACAUAACUUUAGUUUGAUUUAUUGCUGCAUAUUUUGUUACUGAAAAAAAAAAUCACUUUAAGUAAACUUGAACAAAAAUGCUGAGUAACGUUGUGAUUACAUUAAAGAUUGAAAAACUGUUUCUUGGAAGUGAACAAUUAAAACCAAAGCCAUUACAGUUAAUUCCAUUUUCAUUACAAGUUGUUUGAACAUUUUCAUUUUUUUUUUUAAAUCAGUGAACUCACUUGAAAAUACUUGAUCUUUUCGUGGAACAAACUUAAUUGGAAAAUUACAGUUUUUAGUGUAUUCAAGGUUUUUUCAAGGUAUAAGGACCCAACCUUUAUUUUUGAAUAAACAGUAUUGCAGUACACAGUAAGGGUGUUUAUUUAUACAGAAUUACUUUCAUGGUCACGUAUAUAAUUACAUAAUCUGUUAGGUGAAUCCCAUGUAUUUAUUUAUCCCUAUAUUUCUAUGCAUUAAGCUUGAAUUGAUAUUAUCUGCCAAAGGGCACAUAGGGAAAAAUUAUACAUGACUGCAAGCUUAAGACGAGAGGGACAACAUUUAU